Amborella trichopoda is the source of this 2009-nucleotide messenger RNA. Its product is annotated as putative leucine-rich repeat receptor-like protein kinase At2g28990. NCBI's taxonomy places the organism in Eukaryota, Viridiplantae, Streptophyta, Magnoliopsida, Amborellales, Amborellaceae. Gene Ontology annotation, molecular function: protein binding. The record is from RefSeq and is a predicted model, not a curated record.
UUUUGUUCACGAGUCUCGUAAACAUUUCCCACUAAUAUUCCUGUUCCUGAGAGUUGGCACCUCAGAAGAGUUGGAGCAUUUAUAUUCAUCUUCAUCCAUCUCCUCUUCAUGAGAUUGUAUGUUAAUAUUAUGAGAUUCAUGGUAUUGUAAGAGAUAUGGAUACAUGGGUGCGGGUCUUCAUGUUCAUGCCACUCUUUCUUCUCCACCUCUUCACUCCUGGCAUGGGUGGAUCGUUGUGGAUAGAUUGUGGAGUGGAAGAGAGUUACUUGGAUCUGAAUGGAAGGGUAUGGGUGCCGGAUCAUUCCUACAUCAAGUCAGGGGAGAACAAAGUCGUCAGAAGCGGGACCACCACCCACUCCCAAAUAUUCCUCACACUGCGUGCUUUCUCCUCACAAAAUAAAAAUUGUUACAUUUUGCCUGUGUCCGGUGCUGGAGUGAAGCUUCUCCUACGAGUAGGAUUCUACUAUGGUAACUAUGAUGGCUUCUCAAAACCUCCGGCAUUUGAUAUCCAAUUUGAUAAUAACAUAUGGGUCAACAUCAUAACUUCAGAGGAAAAAGCAGUGGCCUACGAAGUAGUGUAUGUGGCAUCGAGCAGUAGUACAACCUUUUGUGUGACUCGAACAAUUCCCAAUGAGUUCCCCUUGGUCUCUGCAAUUGAAUUGACAGAGCUCCCCAAGAAUAUGUACUCGCACAUGGACACUGAGCGUGCAUUGUUCAUUCAAAGUAGGAUUGACUUUGGAGCAACAUCUGAGUAUAUAGGGUAUCCAUAUGAUGAGCACAAUAGAGUAUGGUGGUCUUGGACUCCAUCAAACACUGAUGUUGUGAUAGCAGACUUCUCGUACCUUAUCAACUCAGUUAGUGAUGAUCCACCAUUUUCUGUUAUGAGCACAGCUGUUGAAUCAGCAAAUUCAACAAGCCCAAUGUAUCUCUCUUUUGAUCUGCCCAUGUCUGAAAGGUCAGCAUAUUUAGCAAUCUACUUCACUGAGGUGUCAGAGAUGGCAGUUGGAAAUCGAACAUUCAAUAUCUAUGUUGAUGGCAAGAGCUACAACAUGACAUUGAGCCCGCGCUAUCGAAUGAUUGAUGAGUUCUCUGGGUACGCAGACCCAGCAGUUGGUCCCCUAAAUCUCACCCUCUCUUCGACUCCAAAUUCGAAUUUUCCACCACUCAUCUCUGCCUUUGAACUAUACACAUCUAGUGAUUUGCUAACGACACAAUCAACCUCACAAACUGACUUGGAAGGCCUGGCAAAACUUAGUUCAGCAUUUAUCCAACUACAAAGUUGGACAGGCGAUCCAUGCUUGCCAUUGAAAUCCAAUUGGGAAUGGUUGCAAUGUAGCAAUGACGAUGCCCCUAGGGUGAAUGCACUCUAUCUCUCAAGCUAUGGCCUUGAAGGAUCUCUUCCCAUCUUUGAAGAGAUGCAGGCCCUUGAAAUCAUAGAUCUACACAACAAUAGCCUAACUGGUGAAGUUCCAUAUUUUCUCGGAACAUUGCCCAACUUGAGAGAAUUAAAUUUGGAGAACAAUAGGUUCAACGGAGAAUUACCAAAAUCACUCAACAACGAGAAGAUCAAUGUGAAGGCUUCAGGAAACCCAGGGUUAAUCCUUCCUAAAAGGAAAAAGAGCAAUGCAUCUUUGAUAAUUGGAAUGAGUGUCCUUGGAUCCUUGCUACUAAUAAUCAUUUUCCUUCUUGUGAUCAUUUGCUGUCUCUGUAAGGGGAGAUCAUCCAAAAGGCCACCUCCAUCUCCACUUCCCCAUCCCCAAACUAGCACCAGCACCAUUGCUGAAGUAGGAAACAACCACAAAACCAACCUUACUUCAAGUUCUGUGGAAAAUGACCAAAGUGUACCUAUUCAAGUUGGAGAGGAAGGUGGUGAAUAUGGACAGACAGGAUUUUCCACUGGGGAAAUUGCAGACAUCCAAAAGCAGAUGGUAUCAGAACUGGGGCAUUUGAUCCAAGAGCAUGCCCAUGUUUCAUUGGCUUCAAAUGAGGCCAGUGCUCCCCCUCUAUAA